Molecule: messenger RNA, 1321 nt
Organism: Scheffersomyces coipomensis
Lineage: Eukaryota; Fungi; Ascomycota; Pichiomycetes; Serinales; Debaryomycetaceae
Product: rRNA-processing protein
Exons: 1
Coding region: 234-1172 (312 amino acids)
Biological process (GO): maturation of SSU-rRNA from tricistronic rRNA transcript (SSU-rRNA, 5.8S rRNA, LSU-rRNA)
Cellular component (GO): 90S preribosome; nucleolus
Source: RefSeq, a predicted model, not a curated record
AAUUCAACUCCAUUUCGAAUAGUCUCUUGAAUCAUCUAAUUUUCUAUGGCUGCGGUAACUUGCAGUAAGUAUUCAUACUUUUUUUUUUCGCAUCUCAUCUGUUUGGUAGCAUCUCUUUCAAAAGUAUGAAAAAAAAAAUAGUAAAUAAAUAAAUAAAAAAAUUAUUGUGAUAGUUCAAAAUUUAUAAUCUUUGUUUGAAGAACACCUAAUAAGGACUAUAAAUAUACUUCAUCAUGUCAUAUAAAUCAAAGAAAUCAAAAGUGAUAAGGCCGAAGUAUCAUGAUGAUGAAGAAAAUGAUAGUGAUGAUGAAUUAUCCCGAACUUUAAGAAGAGAUGAGGAGGCCGAUAAUGAUUCUGAUGAUGAAUUUUCAACUAUUUCAUUUGGUGCUUUGAAUUCUGCUCAAAAGAAGUUACUUGAAGAAGAAAAGAAACUGAAAUCCGAAAAGAAAAGUGGUAGUAGUAAUAAAAAGUCAAGAGAUCAACCUGUAAGGGAAUUCAUUGAUAAUGAAGAAGAUAGUGAAGCCAGUGAGAAUGAUAGCGAUGAUAGUGAUGAUGAUGGUCCACCAACUGAAAGAUACAUAAGAGGAAAUAAAAACCAUUCAUCGAAGAUCAGUAAAAGAAGCAAACAUGCUCCAAGCGAAUCAUCAUCAAAGAGACCUGUGAGCAAAAUAAGAGAAAUUCCCGGUUUAAAGACUCAAAGAGAUAGUACAUUAUAUACUGAUGUUAGAUUUGAUGCCGCAUAUGGUAAAGCUGAUUUUCAUAAGAUUAGAAAAGAUUAUGCUUUCUUAGAUGAAUAUAGACAAAAGGAAAUCAAAGAAAUGGAAUCUAUAGUUAAAGAUAAGAAAUCAUCAUCAUUUUUAUCAUAUAAUGAAUUGGAAGAAAUUAAAUUAAGAUUACAAUCAUUAAAAUCAAGAGUUGAAACCAUGAAGAAUCGUGAUUUAGAUACUAAGAUCUUGAAAGAUUAUAAGAAGGAACAAAUUGAUCAAUUCAAAACUGGGGAGAAGAAUACUCCAUUCUUUUUAAAGAGAUCUGAUAAACGUAAAUUAUUACAAAAGGCAAGAUUUGAUAGAAUGAAAUCGGGUCAAAGAGAAAAAGUAAUGGAAAGAAAGAGAAAGAAGAGAUUAGGUAAAGAAUUUAGACAAUUAGAAUUUAAUCGUCCAUCUCAUAGUUAAGUAUACAUGUACAUAAUAAUAAAUGUGUAAAUUAAUAAUAUUGAGGUUUACUAUAGACAAGAUAAAAGAUGUAGUACAAAACAAAAGUAAUAGAGAAUGAGUUGGAUAAAAUAAAGUAAGAUAAAAAAAAGGAUAUAUAAAUGAAAGCC